Messenger RNA from Drosophila montana, 3612 nucleotides. RefSeq names its product WD repeat-containing protein 48 homolog. The transcript is spliced from 9 exons. The coding region runs from base 171 to 2210 and encodes 679 amino acids. The record is from RefSeq and is a predicted model, not a curated record. Gene Ontology annotation, molecular function: protein binding. NCBI's taxonomy places the organism in Eukaryota, Metazoa, Arthropoda, Insecta, Diptera, Drosophilidae.
AAGACAAAUUAUCGUGCAUUGGCCGAAAAGCAUAUAGUGUUGAGUUUUUUGCAGCUAGGAUAAUAAAUUAAUUAAUGCGCGUAUUUAAUGUGCAGCAGUACACAACAAUCACGUGAAGAUAACACAAAAUACACGCAACAACGACAGCUUAAGCUCGUGCCGUGUAAGACAUGUUGACGCACAAAACUUGCCAGGCCAGAAAAAAAAUGCAGGUUUCCUUUGUGAUACGAGACGCGGAGGAGAAACAGCAUCGGAAUGGCGUUAACGCUCUGCAAUUGGAUAGCAACAAUGGUAAGUUGUAUUCGGCGGGUCGAGAUGCCAUCAUACGGGUCUGGAAUACACGCACGGAAUCUAACGAUAAGUAUAUACAAUCUAUGGAGCAUCACAACGACUGGGUCAACGACAUUGUGCUCUGCUGUAACGGCAGAAAUUUGAUCAGCGCCAGCUGUGAUACCACUGUCAAGGUGUGGAAUGCACACAAAGGCUUUUGCAUGUCCACACUGCGCACGCAUCGCGAUUAUGUGCAGGCGCUGGCAUAUGCCAAGGAUCGGGAACAAGUGGCCAGUGCAGGCCUGGAUAAGGCCAUAUUUCUGUGGGAUGUGAAUACGCUAACAGCUUUAACUGCCAGCAACAAUACCGUUACAACCUCUAGUCUAACAGGCUCGAAGGACUCUAUAUACAGUCUGGCCAUGAAUCCCUCCGGAACUGUCAUUGUCAGUGGGUCGACGGAGAACAUAUUGCGCAUAUGGGACCCGCGAACUUGUAUGCGCAGCAUGAAGCUGCGCGGCCACACAGAGAACGUACGCUGCCUCGUUGUAUCGCCGGAUGGCAAUCAGGUUGUCUCCGGCAGCUCUGAUGGCACCAUCAAGGUGUGGAACUUGGGCCAACAGCGUUGCAUACAGACGAUACACGUCCAUAAGGAGGGCGUGUGGUCGCUGCUAAUGAGCGAGAAUUUCCAGUACAUUAUAUCGGGCAGCAGGGAUCGAAAUAUAAUUGUAACGGAAAUGCGCAAUCCCAGCAACAAGAUGCUUGUAUGUGAGGAGAAGGCACCAGUGCUCAGUUUGGGCUAUAAUAUCGAUAAAACAGGUGUAUGGGCAACUACCUGGAAUUCGGAUAUACGCUGCUGGAAACUGCCCAUGUACGACAGAUGCACGCUCAGCUCUGGGGGCAUGGAUGCACAGUGGACGUUGGGUGGCACGGAGCUGGCCUGCAUCAAAGGAGGAGCGGCGAUCAAGGAGUGCACGGUGCUUAACGAUAAACGCUAUAUCAUUACAAAAGACUCGCAGGAUCAGGUUGUGGUCUAUGACGUGCUACGUGUGAUCAAAAAAGAAGAACUGGGCCCCGUCGACUACGAAGAGGAAGUGAAGAAGCGUAACAAACAAGUCUACAUUCCAAAUUGGUUUACUGUCGACUUAAAAACUGGCAUGCCAACGAUAGUCUUAGGUCAAGAGGAGGUUGAUUGCUUUGCGGCUUGGGUAUCCAUAGAAGCCGGCCUACCUGAAUGUGAUGAUCCGACAACAGAAAUAAAGAUAAAUUAUGGAAAGCUGCUGUUGGAGGCACUACUUGAGUAUUGGACUCCUCCCCACAGUAUGCCGCCAAAUGAAAUGGAGCCAGACGUGCGCGGUAAUGGCUAUUUUCAAGUGCCCAAACACACGCCGGUCAUAUUUAGUGAGGUGGGAGGACGGACCGUGUGUCGACUGCUGGUGCGCGACGCUGCGGGCGACAGUGAGAGCACACUGCUCCAUGAGACGGCGCCGCAGUGGGUGACGGACGUUGUGAUCGAAAGAAAUAUACCCAAAUUCCUAAAAAUACCGUUCUUCCUGCAGCCACAUCCGCAAAUGACCAAGCCCGAGCGCACCAAAAAGGAUCGCCUGGUGGCCAACGAGUUUAUACAGUGCCGCAAGGUAUGCGAGCAUGUGCUGGAGAAGGUGCUUAAUGCGGAAACAACGCCCAGCGGCGGCAAUGCAAACAACUCAUUACAAAAUAGUCAAAGCGAUGCCAAUUCGGAGGGAUCUCAGCUGCCAGCGGAGGAGCGCAUAGAGUUGUGGUGCAACGAUGUGAUCGUUGAUCCGAAUAUGGAUCUGCGUACAGUGCGUCAUUUUAUAUGGAAGCAAUCGACUGAUUUAACAUUUCAAUAUAAAACAAAGCAGAACUUUAACUUUGAUGGUUCAAUCGGUGAUAGCUUGGAGCGCGUGACUCGCAAGUAUUGAGCGCGGUUCAGCUACCAGAGUAUUGUGCUUUACCUAAGGCGUUGCUUUCCACAGACGCAUGUGAUUUCAAUAUUUUAUGUUUGUUUGUUAUUUAAUGGGCUAAAAUUGAACAACCACAUUUGUUUUUUGUAUGUAUUUUUCACCUUUUUUAUUCUGUCAAUUCAUUUAACAACAUUCAAUUUGGAUUUGUCCAAAACACUUACACUAAAUGCACGCAAAUGGUUUUGUUUUAGUUUAGGAAUAACGUGAGUUUUACACACAUAUAUAUAUAUAUAUAUAGAUCAAAUAUCGUGGUUUGCAGCCGUACAUAACAUUGAAUAAAACUGUAUUCACACUUUUUUAUACAUACCAUUUGCAUAAACGAACAUAAAUACAUACAAGCACAUCAAGCAAACGCCCGUCUAUAAACAGUUUCAUAAAGCAGCUAGAGAUCGAUGCAAAUAUAUAUAUAUAUGUAUGUAUAUAUAUAUGUUGUAUGUACGUUUGGUUACUUAUUAUAUACAUAAACAUAUAAUUCUAAGUAUUCUGUUAUACGAUAAAGAAAAGAAAAGAAACAAUGCAAUUGUAGAAAACAUAUAAACUCAUAUAUGCAAGCCAAUUUGUAAAUAAGUGAAAAUAAGAGAAAAAAAAAACUUACAAAAAUCAAUCAAAAUCUUAUUAAAUUAUUUGGAAAUCAAGCCUGGCUUUACUUUCCUUUCCUUUCAUAGUAAAAGAACACAACUUAUGACUAAACACUUAAUAUGUAUAUAUUUCUAUAUUCGUGACGAUUUCGCGCCUCUCUCUCUACCGGCGAGCUCUCAUGCGCCGCCUCAUCUGAUGCGCCUGGCUGCAGUAGGACUCGAUGGUGUUGGACAAGAUGAGCAACUGUUGCUUCAGUGUUACAGGUAUCAUGUAGCUAUUGAUGUACUCUCGUGGUGCAUCGUAGGUACGCCUCAGCCAUCUGACAAUGAACCACAGGCAGUUCUCCUUCAGUGUGCGCAGCGGAAAGUGUAUCAGGAUUUGGGUACGCACAUCACACAGCUCUUCCGGCUGUUGUGGAUUUCUGGGCAUGCGUAUGCGCACAGGGAAAAACAAACGCUGCGACCGCACAUGCAUACGUUCGCCAGUAUAAUAAUCGCGAAAGAACCAAAUGUGCGUAUUAUACGUAUUUACGGGCACUCCCUCGUUCGGCUUUAAUGUUACCUGAAUGUUUUCCGUGUCCGGAUCGCGUACCCAGUACAAAUCCACUGUGCGAUUUGUUGUGUUGACAAACAGCACGUAGACUUCGACUUCUUCCUGGGGCAUUGCUCGUAGGUGUUCGCCCCAUUCGCGAUUAUUGCGUGCGAUCUGCAGCGCCAUAUUAAUGCAAGUCCUUACUCGAUCAUAUAGCUAAUCAUAUUUUAAUAAACAAUUCAAAUUUAAA